AUGGUUCUACCCAUUGUAAUAGGCGUGGGAAUCACCGCUGCCGCCUUAACUACAAAGGCACUUUUAAGGACUGUCGCUCGUUAUCGGCAAUUGACUCCUCAAAUGUUUGCCACUUUGAACAGAAUCCGUCUUGAGGAUCCGUCGUCUACAUAUCUUGCUCAAGAUGUCAAUCCAUCUUCGCAUAUCCGUUAUUUAAAGGCAACGUUUGACGCCAAAGGUUUUGAACGUAACAUGACAGAAAGAGAAGCAUUACUCAUCAUGGGAAUAAAUGCCGAUGACAUUGCUUCGUUGACCAAGGACACUCUACGGAAGCGGUACAGAAAACUCAUGGUGAUGAACCAUCCUGAUAGACACGGCAGCGUCUAUCUUUCGCAAAAAAUCAAUCAGGCAAAAGAGGUUUUGGAAAAAAGCUAUCUUUUCCGGCGAUAA
Molecule: messenger RNA, 429 nt
Organism: Clavispora lusitaniae ATCC 42720
Lineage: Eukaryota; Fungi; Ascomycota; Pichiomycetes; Serinales; Metschnikowiaceae
Gene: MDJ2
Product: Mdj2p
Biological process (GO): protein import into mitochondrial matrix
Cellular component (GO): PAM complex, Tim23 associated import motor
Molecular function (GO): ATPase activator activity
Source: RefSeq, a predicted model, not a curated record